This is a messenger RNA of Elephantulus edwardii (Cape elephant shrew), 1710 nucleotides long. It is a transcript of the gene ORC2, whose product is annotated as origin recognition complex, subunit 2. Gene Ontology annotation, biological process: DNA replication. NCBI's taxonomy places the organism in Eukaryota, Metazoa, Chordata, Mammalia, Macroscelidea, Macroscelididae. The coding region runs from base 1 to 1710 and encodes 569 amino acids. The transcript has 16 exons. The record is from RefSeq and is a predicted model, not a curated record. Gene Ontology annotation, cellular component: nuclear origin of replication recognition complex; nucleus. Gene Ontology annotation, molecular function: DNA replication origin binding.
AUGGAUCAACUGGAUUUAAAAGAAGACAGGAUGCUGGAGGUUAAAUUUGUGGGGGAUGAGCAUGUUCUUUAUCACAUUCUUGAUAGAGAAGGAGGAGCUAAAUUGAAAAAAGAGCGAAUUCUGCUUUUGGACAGUGCAAAAAAAUCAAUAAAGAAACCAGAACAUAACUUAGAGGACAAUGACCAAGAAGACCUAAAAGAUCAGAACUAUGUUGAAGUUUUGGGGAGAGAUGUUCAAGAAUCUUUGAAAAACGGCUCUGCUAUAGGUGAUGCAAGUAAAGUUUAUUCUUUUCAAAAUAGAAAACCACCUGAAAAGAUGGCUAAACUAGCUUCAGAAUUAGCAAAAACACCAAGAAAAAUUGUUUCCUGCAAUUUGAAGGAUGAUCCUGAAGAAGCAAUAAACAUUCCUCAAAGUAGCAAAGGGCAUUCUACUUCAGACAAAGUUGAGCUGAAGAAUGUAGAAACAACUCGUAGAAGUUUAAGGAAAAGAGUAAUAGUUCCAAGUUCUCUUUCGGAGAGUGAAAGUGAAUAUUCUGCUUCCAACUCAGAGGAUGAUGAAGGAGUUGCACAGGAAUAUGAAAACACUAACGAAGUCAUACUGAGUUCAAAAAUUCAAGACCAGAACAGAAUAGUUCCAUCUGUUUGCAAAGAAACACAUUCUAAGAAAAUAAAGGGAGAUAAAACAAGUGACUUAGUAGAAGAAUAUUUUGAAGCUCACAGCAGUUCAAAAGUUUUAACCUCUGAUAGAACACUGCAGAAAUUAAAAAGAGCUAAACUGGAUCAGCAAACUUUGCGUAACUUACUGUGCAAGGUUUCUCCUUCUUUUUCCACUGAACUUAAACAACUUAAUCAACAGUAUGAACAGUUAUUUCAUAAGUGGAUGUUGCAGUUACACUUAGGAUUCAACAUUGUACUUUAUGGAUUGGGAUCUAAGAGAGAUUUACUAGAAAGAUUUCGAACUACCAUGCUGCAGGAUUCCGUUCAUGUUGUCAUCAAUGGCUUUUUUCCUGGAAUCAGUGUGAAAUCAAUCCUGAAUUCUGUCACAGAAGAAGUCCUUGAUUAUGAAGGUACUUUCCGCAGUAUUUUGGAUCAAGUAGACUGGAUAAUAAACAGAUUUAAAGAAGAUACUUCUUUACAACUCUUUCUGCUCAUCCACAAUUUGGAUAGCCAGAUGUUGAGAGGAGAGAGAAGUCAGCAAAUUAUCGGGCAGUUGUCAUCUUUGCAUAAUAUAUACCUUAUCGCUUCUAUUGAUCACCUCAAUGCUCCCCUUAUGUGGGAUCAUGCAAAGCAAAGUCUUUUUAACUGGCUCUGGUAUGAAACUACUACAUAUAUUCCAUAUACUGAAGAAACUUCCUAUGAGAAUUCUCUUUUGGUUAAACAAUCUGGAUCGCUACCACUUAGUUCUCUAAUUCAUGUCUUACGAAGCCUUACUCCUAAUGCAAGGGGGAUUUUCAGACUACUAAUAAAACAUCAGCUGGAUAACCAGGAUAACCCAUCUUAUAUUGGACUUUCUUUUCAAGAUUUUUACCAGCAGUGUCGGGAGGCAUUCCUUGUCAACAGUGAUCUGACACUUCGGGCACAGUUAACUGAAUUUAGGGACCAUAAGCUCAUAAGGACAAAGAAGGGAACUGAUGGAGUGGAGUAUUUAUUAAUUCCUGUUGAUAAUGGAACAUUGACUGAUUUCCUGGACAAGGAAGAAGAGGAGGCUUGA